CAGAAGCACAGAACGUAGGCAACCAGCGAACAUAUAUCUGAGUUUGAGACUGUCGAUUUGCUCAUGACACACAGAAAAAUACAUCACACAUCGAAAUGAAGUGUUAAAGUAAUGGUCACGAUAGUGGCACUGUCUAUUCAAUAUACAAAACUGAGGUUUCAACCUCUGUUUUGGUUCAGUUUUAUGGUUGCUAAGACUAUGCUAACGUUAGUCAGCUAACAUAAUAAGCUAGGUUGCUAACAGGGUAUACAGGUAGCAAGCUAGCUGCAGAAGCUACCAAGGUGCACUAUAUCAUCGGCAUCAUACGGGAGAAGCUUUUCCAAUAUUGACGACAUUCUUAUCUCCAAGCUCACUGUAAAGAUAUGGAAAAUGCAAGGGGAGCAACCAGACAAAGGGAAUCUGACUCUGUAAAAUCCUGACAUGGGAGGUCAUCAGGUCCACUUCAGGUGAAGCAUCAUGCCUCCAAGGAAGCGACCCCUUGCUCCCAUAGGUGGGAGGAGAAGGCUGAAGACUGAUGACGAUUUCUUCCCCUUCAAUCUCCUGCCUGUGGAAUGUCAGCUGCAUGUCCUCUCCUUCCUCAGCGAAGUGGACAAAUGCAACUCAGCGUUGGUUUGUUCUAGCUGGAGCUGCCUGGUACGAUCGGGGAAGCUCUGGAGAGUUGCAGAUUACUCUCGCCGUGGAGUUUUCCACAUGGGCCAGGAAGGGCUGCUUGUGUCCAACCGGGAAUUUGAGCGCUGGAAAGCAUGGGUCCACCAUUACACCCACCACCUCAUAUCACGCGGGGCUAGCCUUCUUACCCUUAAAGCCAGCUUUGAUCUUGGGGACGAGUGCAAUAAGUGGGGGGAGCUCCUCUCUCACCUCCUGGAGAAUGUUCACUGUAGAGACCUCUGCCAUUUAGACCUGAACUGGACAUUCACGCUGCUGGAGCCUUUGGAUCUGCGGGUGAACUCCAGCUCCAGUUCCCACCAGGACAGCAUCACCAAGAUGGACCAGGUCAGUAACUUUCAGAUCCUGCUGGCUAAACUUACCCAGAGCUGUCCCAGGAUCACCAAGAUGCGCCUCCAUUUUGACUGGUCGGAAACAUCUGUGUCACUCCUCACUCAGUUCCAGCACCUCCGCGUCCUGGAGCUUAAGUAUUUUUGGGUCUUCAAAGGGGUCAGCCCGAACACCUUGCAGACCUUGACCAAAUCGCUGCCCAACCUGAAAUCCCUGACUCUCCAUGUGCUGGUGCCCCUCAGGAAUUUGGGCAUCUCCUACACGCUGGAAUCUCUCUCGCUGGAGUUCUUGGACGUCUCCCCAAGCCGAGGCCUGGUCUUUUCUUGCCUCAACCUGCCGGCGCUCCGCGAGCUGCGGGCCAAGAAGAUUGUGCGUGGCAUCACUCUGGACCGCAGGACCAGGCUGAGGAUACAGAGCCGGUGGCCCUGCCUUUACCAGGUCCUGCGGGAGGGGGCGCCCAAGCUGCAAGCUCUCAACAACGAAAGACUUCUUCCCAACUGGAAAGAACAGACAUACAGAGAGCUCACCUCCAUCCUGCAGCAGUCCUGCUACUGCCUUCAACAUCUGGAUAGCUGGCUGUGGUGAACAGAGUGGUCAACAGCUGGUAGAUAAUCGCUAUGGAUUGCUGUGAAGGAUUGUGGCUAUGUUAAUCAAGAGGAACUCUGAUUGCAUUUAUAUUCGUUUAUUUUUUAAAUAGUGUGAUUGACCAACCCCUGCUCACCUGGGGCUUUUACAGAACACCACUACUGCAGUAUUGUAGCUUUGCGGUGACAAAGUUCAUUCCAUAUCAUUUCUGCUGAUAAGAUCAAGAAUAGAGGGAAAUUACAUGAUGAGAUAUUUAGGAAUUGAUGUAUAAUUCUGUCACAGAAAUUGUUAUUCUUCGUUUUGGAAUUUAACCUGCAAGUUACCUCAAAUUGUUGUGACUGAAUUGGAAAUUAGGAAGCAAUGGAACAAAUGUGUUUUUGAUCGAGGAUCAAGCAGUGGUGCUGUGUUUUAUUUUUUUAAAUUAUGAUUUUAUCCGCAGAUCAUUCCACAACAAAAGAAAAUGUUUGGAUAUGUGAACAUUUUGGAUAGUCUGUAAUUAGACAUAUAUGAGAGCUUAUUCCUACAUAGAUACAGAUCAUUGUGGUACCUUCCUUAGCCAUUAGAGGUCUCCUUAGGUGGUUUCUGCACUAAAAACACCAUGCCUGUAAUUUCUCCCUGUGCUGACUUUCCACCGAUAACAAUACCUUUAAUGGAUAUUUGAUUGAUUUCUCAGAAAAAGGAAACUUGAUUUACUGAAGAUUAUAAUGGUCACCACAAUAAACUGAUGUCAUUGAA
Molecule: messenger RNA, 2316 nt
Organism: Sardina pilchardus (European sardine)
Lineage: Eukaryota; Metazoa; Chordata; Actinopteri; Clupeiformes; Clupeidae
Exons: 2
Coding region: 457-1581 (374 amino acids)
Biological process (GO): SCF-dependent proteasomal ubiquitin-dependent protein catabolic process; protein polyubiquitination
Cellular component (GO): SCF ubiquitin ligase complex
Molecular function (GO): protein binding
Source: RefSeq, a predicted model, not a curated record